This is a messenger RNA of Solanum dulcamara, 2051 nucleotides long. RefSeq lists its product as uncharacterized. Bases 802 to 1719 code for a protein of 305 amino acids. The record is from RefSeq and is a predicted model, not a curated record. The transcript has 7 exons. Lineage: Eukaryota; Viridiplantae; Streptophyta; Magnoliopsida; Solanales; Solanaceae.
AAUAAUAAUGACAUCAAGAUUUCACUUGAAAAACCAUUUUAAGUGUAAAAAUCAUGGGCCGAGAAGAGCAAAGUAAUCCACUAAGGAACUCUAUAAUCCCACAUCCAAACAGUCACUAACUCCCUCAAAGCCCUAAGGAAACCCUCUGAAACCUCGCAUCCAAUUCUCUACACCCUCACAGCAUACAUGAACAUACCCAAGAAUUGAAUGAACCAAUCCGUUUACCUCUCUCACAAAUUUCUUCUCUUUCUUAGCUUUCUGCUCAAAACCUUUCAAACCCAUUGCCAACCUAAACACAUUAUAAGCUGAAACAAAUGCUGCAAGCCUUUUGAAAGGGUCAUUUGCUGAAAACUCGAUAAAGUAGAGCUGAGUAAACCCAGAUAGCUUCAAAAGGCGGGUCGACGCUACGUUGUAGUGAUUCGUCGAAAUUUGAACUCAAAGGUGACAACUUCUCAGAGUCUGGCGAGUCCAAUACGUCUUGAAUUAGAUUGUUUAGUAUAAUUUCGUGUUUAUGGCCUACGAGAUUAUUGGAAAAUUGAUGUUUUAAUGUUUCCAUAGGAGUUGAAACCAUAACUCUGGAGAAAAAUCAAAAAAAGAAGAAGAAAGAUGACAGAAUGAAAACCUAAAACCCUAAUUUAGUCAGUGGCUCCCAAGAACACAUAGGAAAAUAGGUGUUAUAGGAAUCACGUACACGCGUAGGACGACAUCGUAUUACGAGGUCUCUCAUUAAGUCUCAAACAGAAAGGACUCUUCAGGUAUUUGAAUACAACGAAAUUUCAGAAAUCUUUGUUGGCUGAAGUAAUGGGGAAAUUUGACAAGGUUGCAUUGUUGUUGAUAUCUUUCAUAGUGAUAACAAUAUGGUUUCCGAUUGUUGUUCAAUGCUCAAAGAAAGCAGUAGGAGUGGCUAGAAAAGAAGACAUUCCUUAUAUAAGAUGUCAGGUGUGUGAGAAGCUGGCUUAUCAACUAUACCAUCACGUUCAGAACAAGCAAGCUGAGAUCUCUCCAAAGAAGAUCUCGGAGUAUCAGAUAAUAGAGAUUUCAGAGAAUGUAUGCAAUUUAAAGAAGCAGGAAGCUGAUUGGAUUCUUAAAGUUGACAUAGUUGAACAAGGUGAUAGGUUGGAGCUGGUUGAGCAAGACUCAGAAGGACAAUGUAAUUCAGAAUGCAAAACAAUAGAACGUGCUUGUCAAGAUGUAAUGGACUAUUCUGAUACAGAUGUGGCAGAAUAUUUAUAUAAAACCAAACCAGAUCUUGAUUCCUUGAAAAGUUUCCUUUGCAAGGAUUUGACCCAAGUUUGUAGCAAGGCACCGCCUCCAGUUCCUAAGAAUAGAGUCCCUGGAGAACCUUUUGUUGCUAAGUCAUCAAAAGAGGCUGAAAUGGAAAAGCUAAUGCGAUCCAUGCAGGGUAUGCCUGGAGCCCCAGGUAUGCAAAUGUAUUCCAGAGAAGAUUUGAUGAACCAAAAGUUUGGUGAUGAAGAUGCAGAUGACGAUGACGAUGACAAUGAUGACGAAGGAGGCUUCCCGUCAAAGCUGGGAAAGAUUAUUAAAGAAAAAGAAAGUAAGAGGAAUGAUUGGAAGCAACGGAUCACAAAAGGAAUUCAAGAUACAAGUGAGACUCUAAAGAAUAACGCUAACAGAAUUUCCCACAGGAUGAGAAAGUGGUGGGGAACAAAGAAAGCACAAUGGAAGAAGAGUUCCAUAACCAGUAAGGGAGAGCUAUAAUGAUGUGUGAAGUCCCUUUUUCCUCCUUUUCUUUCCUCCCAAUAAAAAUGUUGUCUGAUGAGAGACUGGAAAUCUGUGAUUCUCAUCUUAUGGCUGUACCCACGAGAGUUUUGUUUCUCUGAAGCCAUCUUCAGUGAUUAGAUGCAUGUACGUUUACUUUGGGUCUGACACUUUCGAUGAGUCUUCUAAGCUUGUUAGAGGUUUAUAUACCAGUAAAAAAUGUAGAGAACUUCUAGUAUUCUUUUUAAUUUUAUAAUGAAAUCUACAUUAUAUAAUAGUGCACAAACAUGAGUUUGAAGGAGUAAUAUUGACUUACUUAAGAUUGGGGUGCA